Molecule: messenger RNA, 1986 nt
Organism: Cylindrotheca closterium
Lineage: Eukaryota; Bacillariophyta; Bacillariophyceae; Bacillariales; Bacillariaceae
Source: the annotation of a GenBank genome assembly
AUGUUGUCAGGCGAUAGGUUCGAUCUUCUGACUCGUGAACAAUUAUUCGAGAAACUGGAUCGUCAAAUUCAACAAAAAGGACCGAUUCAUCCUGAAGUUGCAGGGACAUACAAUGAGAUUGCAAGACUCUUUCAGGAGGAAGGCAGACUGGAUAAAGCCAUCGACAUGUUGGAGAAGAAGCUCGAAAUUGAGUCUGAAGUUUUUGGGCGUGACGAUCAUCCACGAAUGGCAAGUUCAUACCAUAAUUUGGGAAACCUGCUGAAGGACAUUGCCCCAAGCCGCCAAGGAGAGGCUAUGAGUCGGUUGCAAAAGGCACUUGAUAUUGCUACCAAGAGCUUUGAGGAUGGUCACCCAGCCAUUGCGGCAUUGAAUCAAGAUAUGGCAGAUAUCUUGUACAGUCAAGGUAAACUUGACGAAGCUGCUCAACGAUAUCAACAAGCAAAUGAAAUCAAUUUGAAGUUUCAUGGGCGCGAGCAUCCAGAAACUAUGGCGGCAUUUCACUGUUUAGGAAAUGUUCUGUUUCGUCAAGAUCGACCCGAAGAAGCAGAGAAGCAGUAUCGACAGGCGCUUGACAUUUGUCUUAAGGUUCAUGGGCCAGAUCAUCCGUCGGUCGGUGGUAUCUUCCAAUGUUUGGGAGACUCCUUGGGCUCCCAAACCAAACAUGACAAAGCGUUGAAGGCAUACCGACAAGCCUUGAAGACUCGGUUGAAAGCUAAUGGGAAAUAUGAUCCGGCAACUGCGACGACGUACCAAUCGAUGGGCAAUGCCUUCGCCAAUCUCCUGCUGCUGGACGAAGCGGUGAAUCAUUUUGAGGAAUCACUCGAUAUCAAGCUAAGGAUCCAUGGACCUAUGCACCCAUCGACCGGCAUAACACAUCAUUCUUUAGGAAAUGUCUUGGAUAGUCAAGGGAAGCAUGAUAAAUCAAUCGAUCAUUUCCAGAAAGCGCUGCAAGUCUGCCAAAAAUCAUUUGGAGACAACCACCCGUCGACUGGGGCAGUAUAUUUCUGCCUUGGGAAAGCUUUGAACGCCCAAGGCAACUAUUCCGAUUCGUUCCAAAAAUAUCAGAAAUCUUUGAAAGUUGAUUUGAAAGUACACGGACACGAACAUCCUUCGACUGCCAAAACGUACCACGAAAUUGGGAAUGUAUUGAAUCACCUAGGCAAGUACGAGUUGGCGUUGGAAUACUACGAAGAAUCGCUUGGGAUCGACUUAGCAGUGCACGGGGGAGAGAAUGAGUCGACAGCCACCACGCGCCACGAAAUUGGGAGCGUCUUGGACCAUCUUGGUCGGUUUGAUGAAGCUAUGGAGCAUUUGAACAGGUCAUUGGCUACUGAUUUGGAGCUUCAUGGGCACGAUGGCCACCCGUCAACCCUAUCAACAUAUCUUUGCAUGGGAAGAGUUUUGGAAAAUCAAAGAAAAUACGAUGACGCAAUGAGAGCUUAUCAAGAGGCGCUUGUGAUUUGCCUGAAACUGCAUGGGCUGUCUCAUCCUUCAGUUGCAACCGUGUAUCACCGAAUGGGAGGGGUCCUACAGCAUCAAGAAAAGCAAGACGAGGCAGUAGAAUUCUUAGAGAAAUCGCUUGAGCUUCGACGAGAAGCCUUUGGGGAAUAUCACCCAGGUGUUGCCAUGGUCUACAACAGUCUGGGGAAGGACUUGGGACAACGAGAGAGCCAUGAAGAUGCUCAUGAUUUGUUUCAGCGGGCACUCCGAAUCCAAUUGAAGACUUUACGCGCGGACCAUCCGGAUCUUGCUGUCACCUAUACGAAUAUAGCCAAUCUUUGGAGACUCCAAGGCAAGUUUAUGGAGGCAACAGAAUCUUACGAGAAAGCACGUGCGAUUCGAAAGAAGGUCGUCUUCUUGAUGGAUGAUGGCAACCAUUAUCCGUCAGUGAGAGAAACCAAUGAGAAAAUGAAAGCAAUGUCGUCGGAAUUUGUUCUCCAAUGCCAUGAUUGCAAUAUGUCAGGAGCUCAUAAGAGUCUGACAUAA